UGCAUACAUCUCUUAUUGGUCACCCCUGGCAUAACUGGUUGCAAUACCACAUUUUCACCACUGUGCACUGACAAUGCUUCAUUAAAGUGUUACUGAACCCAUGAUCCUGCAUCCACUAUAUCUGGUCUCCCACAGACCCGACAUUCACUAUAUCUGGUCUCCCACAGUACACAGAACAUUGAAAUGCAAUUAUUUUAGUAAAUAUAAACUGCUAAAUACCUUUUGUCAUCAGCAGUAUAUAGCAGUCUUGUGGCAUCUAUCAGUGUCCAGCAGAGCACUGGUUAAAGCCUGUAGGAGGAGUUUUCUUUCUGCUCUAGGAUGAAGAUGCAGAACCCCUGACCUCUUUCUGGACAAUGCUGAUUGGCCCUGUGCUGAUCACAUGCACCCUCCCAGAGGAAAUAAAAAUAUCUCUAGCAAUACACACCAAACUGAGCAU
Molecule: messenger RNA, 436 nt
Organism: Staurois parvus
Lineage: Eukaryota; Metazoa; Chordata; Amphibia; Anura; Ranidae
Source: the annotation of a GenBank genome assembly